Theobroma umbraticum is the source of this 3179-nucleotide messenger RNA. RefSeq names its product U3 ribonucleoprotein (Utp) family protein. Lineage: Eukaryota; Viridiplantae; Streptophyta; Magnoliopsida; Malvales; Malvaceae. Gene Ontology annotation, cellular component: nucleolus; small-subunit processome. The record is from RefSeq and is a predicted model, not a curated record. Gene Ontology annotation, biological process: rRNA processing.
CACCCUUUCGAGAAAGGGUCGGGUCUAGCCUCCAAAUUCCUAAAUCCUAGUAAACCCCUUCGCUCUCACUGAGAAUCCCCAAUUUAUUUGCAGCCACCACCACCGCUACCGCAAGCUCUGCUUAGCGAUGGCAGAAAAGAAGCGGAAAGUGAGAGCAGGAGGCGGCGAAUCCAGAACCAACAAAAAGUUCAAAAAGCAUUCAAACUCCAAAGGCCUAACCAAGAAAAGCAAGGAUAAAUCCAAUAUGAGAAGGAACAGAACAGGUCCUCGCUUGCCUUCUGCGCUGCGAACGGAGCUCGACCGCCUGAACCCUAGAAUCUCAUCCAACAGCGAUGACGAGAUCAAUUCGAAUGUGGAAAACGAUGUUUAUGAGUACGAGGAAGAAGUGCCCCAAGAAGAGUCUCGGAAGAACCGCCGCUUCGACCCUGUCGAGAACUAUGAAUACGAGCUUCCCGAGGAUUUUGAGGAUGAAAAUGUGUCAUCGGAUGAUGAUGAUGACGACGACAAUGACUUUGAUGUUGGUGGAAAUGAGGGGAAUGUGAUUGAAGAUCUUGAUGGUAGUGAUGGGGUUGAAGAGGAAGAUGAUGGAAGGCACUUGAGGAUGUUGCAAGGAAUCACUGGAAUGUCAAGUGAUGCCUUUGAAGGCAAGAAAAAGAAAAAUAAUGUGGUUAUAUCUGAGGCACAUCCUGAGUCAGAAUACAAUCCUACUCGUGAUGUUCUGGAGGGUGAUGGCCACAUUACAGUUCAAGAUCUGUUGGAGCCUAUUCAAGGAAAACCUGGGUAUAGCAAACUUAGAAAAAGAGUGCAACACAUGGACAGAAAGUCAACAUCUAUUCAAGCUCCGCUUCCAAAGGCAGAUAGAGAGAAGUUGGAGAGGAUGGCAGUGUAUGAACAUUCAAAGAAAGAUAUUACUAAGUGGGAACACUUGGUCAAAAGGAAUAGAGAAGCUCCGACUAUUUUUUUUGGUGAAGAUGUAGACUUGGGGUUUUCAACUGUAGGGGCAAUAGCUUCUGAAUUUGAGCCUAGAACUGAGUUUGAGAAGAAAAUUGCUUCUUUGGUUUAUGAUGAAAAAGUUAUUGAAGCUCACAAAGCAGAUGGUUCCAAGCUUCUGGAACUAAAUAAGAUAUCUGCAGAAGAUUACAUGAAGCACCGAAAUCACAUUGCUAAAAUGCGCAGCCUUCUUUUCCAUCAUGAAAUGAAGAGAAAACGCAUCAAAAAGAUCAAGUCCAAAACCUAUCAUCGUUUAAAAAAUAAGGAUAAACUUAAAGCAGCUUCUGCAGAAAUGCUGAUGGAUCCUGAGGCAGCCAAAGAGCAGGCUAGGAAGCAAGAGUUCAAACGGGCUGAGGAGCGAAUGACUUUGAAGCACAAAAAUAAGUCAAAGUGGGCAAGGCGUAUUUUAGAGCGUGGUUUGAAUGCCCAGGAUGAAGGUACUCGAGCAGCUAUGGCUGAACAGCUUCACCAUCAUUCUCUUUUAACAAGAAAAAUAAACACUGUGAAGGACAGUAGUAGUAGCAGCAGUGAUAGCAGUAGUGAUGAGGAUGAUGAGGGUUCAGACCAGGAUAGGGGAUCAGAGUUGCUAGAAAAAGCAAAAGAGAAGACACUGAAAGUUUUAGAAGACGAUGAGGAAGUGCCUAACUCUGGAGUGCUUUCUUUACCUUUCAUGGUUCGUGGAUUGAAGAAAAGAAAGGAAGAAGCUAUUGAAGAAGCAAAGCUUGCUCUUCAGGAGUAUGAGCAAUUGGAGGGGACAGAUGGUGCUGUAAAUUUAAAACCAGCCACUGCAAGUGGUAGAAGGGUCUUUGGCAUGGCUAAUAAUGAAGCUUCAGAAUCUAACAAUAAGAUCAAAACUGAUAAUAAUAAGAUGAAAAUGGAUAAUUAUUAUGGUAAUAGUGAUAGUGAAGAUGAUUUGGAAGCCAAAGAUAAUCUUAAUAUUAAGGGUGGCAGAAAAAAUGAUGUUGAGAAGGAUGCUGGCCCUAACUGUGUUCAUAAAGAAGCUGCUGAUGUUCGUCAGGAUUCUGUAUUCAGGAAUUUUGAUGACAUUGUUAGAGGCCCGGGUCCAAAAACAACAUAUGAAGUUGCUAUUUUUACCUCAGACUCAUGGAGAAAGAUGAAAAGUGGGAAUGGAAUGGAUGCGAAUGUCAAAAAGUCACAAGAAAUCAAGGAACCUAUUGUGCGGAAUCAAGACUUGAAGGAAACUCUGAAGGAGGGAGAAGAGGGAAGUGAUUCAGAUAGCGAAGGACAAAUGGUGGAUGGGAUUUUGUCCGCAGGCCCCAAAGGCUCAUAUGAACUUCCCUCUCAAUCAGAGCUCAUUCGACAUGCUUUUGCUGGGGAUGAUGUGGAAGAAGAAUUUGACAAGGAUAAACAGGAGAUCUUGAAUGAGGAAAAUCCUGAACCUGAUAAACCUGUUUUGCUCCCUGGUUGGGGCCAAUGGACUCAUAUACAGCAAAAAAAAGGUUUGCCUUCGUGGAUGCUUAAAGAACAUGACAAUGCAAAGCGGAAGAGGGACGAAACUCUUAAGAAAAGGAAGGAUGCACAUCUCAAACAUGUCAUCAUCUCUGAGAAGUUAGAUAAAAAGGCUGAGAAAUUGCAAACAAAAAGUUUGCCAUAUCCUUUCACAUCCAAGGAACUUUUUGAACAGAGUAUGCGCAUGCCCAUUGGGUCUGAAUUUAACCCAGAGACAGCAAUCAGAGCUCUUAAUCGGCCAGAUGUGGUGAAGAAACCUGGUGUAAUUAUAAAACCAAUCAAGUUUGAGGAAGUGCAUCAGCAUGAAAAACCAGAGGAUCACAAACGGAGUGGGCAAAAACGAAAGCCAAAUAGAAGCAAAGGUGCAGUAGGCAAGAUGAAGAAACAAUAGAGACACGGCAACUAAAUCUCAUUUAUCCCGAAAUUGCUUGCUCUUGUACACUUGUAAUUCAUCUCCUCCUAAAGGAUUGGUGUUUGAAGGAUAAAGAAUGAAGAGUUACGUUUACUUGUAAUCGACGGUGUUUAGGCAUAAGCUUGUAGAGCUAGAGCAUUAGGUGAUUUGAGAGGGGCGGGAGUGUGAUAAUUUGAGAGGUUUUUGGUAGAAAUUUUGUAUAAGUUCUCCAUGUUUACUGAUGCAAGGAAACAAAACAAAUUUUUUUUUUUCCAAGGCAGGGGUAAUUAAUCCACUAAUGAAGUGUAUUAGAAGAAGUUGUAUUAUU